Molecule: messenger RNA, 1740 nt
Organism: Maniola jurtina (meadow brown)
Lineage: Eukaryota; Metazoa; Arthropoda; Insecta; Lepidoptera; Nymphalidae
Product: transmembrane protease serine 9-like
Exons: 8
Coding region: 107-1729 (540 amino acids)
Biological process (GO): proteolysis
Molecular function (GO): serine-type endopeptidase activity
Source: RefSeq, a predicted model, not a curated record
AUAAAAAUUUAUGAGAACGUACUUCACAUUGCUCAGAUCAAUAAAAUUUACUGGCGAUAAAAAUGUAGAAACAGCAUUACACAAAAGCGUUAGGUAAAAAUACUCAAUGUUCCGAUCAUACAUUAUUUACAGUUUCAUAUUUUUCAAUUUUAUAUUUUUGAUAAAUGGGCAGAACGAAACAGAAAAAUUUAAACGUGAAUACAAAGUAGGGGUCAGUGAUAUAGCAUCAUCAUUAGUGACACUUCUUGGGGCAGAUGAAGAAAAUACCAGAAUACAAGAAUUGAAACAAAAACUUGAUAAAAUAGAUAGCUAUGUCAUAGACAAAGAUAAGUACACUGAUUUUUUACUAAAUGUAACGAUGAAAACAGAUUUGAACGAAACAAAUUUUUUCAAUGCCUUAAACGAGUCCGAUCAGUUUCAUUUUUUAAUGGAAUCUGAACCUAAAAACGUGUACUUAAAGUUAAAAGAAAGAAUGAACAGGGAUGACAUUAUGAAAAUUUUAUCAGAAAGUGGUAGAAGAAGCCCAUUGUCAAGAUCUGCCAGAAAAAUGAUGAACAGCAUGUCUGGUAACCAAGAAAUAGAUGACGACUUGGUAACUAACGUUGUGGACAAAAUGAUUGCGCAAGUUCCUAAAGACGACCAUAAAUUCAAUUAUAGGAAAGAAGAUAAUAAGUACUGGGACCCCCAAAAAGAACUUGAAGAUCUACAAGAAUUUCAUAGGCAUGAUGGGCGAAGGAUAUUCAAAGGAGAAAGGACAACGAUCCGAUACUAUCCUUUUAUGGUUUCCGUUCACGUAAUGGGCAGAUUUUGGUGCGGAGGAGUUAUUUAUUGGCAUGAUCUGGUUCUUACUUCGGCAGCUUGCUUACAACUGCUGCAUAACAACCGAUUCUUCCGUGAAAAUCCUAGUGUAUUGAGUGUAAGAGUUGGUAGUAAUCACAGCAGGAUUGGAGGAGACCUGGUAGAAGCACUUGAGGUGUAUUUUCAUCCUAGCUACAAUCCACGCACUCUUCGUAACAACAUAGCAGUGGUGCGUCUUCGUCGGCAUCUAUAUUUUAAUUAUCACCGGAUUCCAAAAAUUAUCGACAUAUCACACAAUAGUUACGGCCUUGCUCCCACUUCCGAAGUUCUAGUCCUUGGAUGGGGCGUCACGAAGAUGUCUCAGAAGUUACCAUAUCAACCAGUGUUUCUAAAUCGAAAACUUCUACCUGUUUAUCCGAAUGUAUUUUGCAAGGAGGUAUAUGGAGAGAAAUUUAUAUCAUCUAAGAUGUUUUGCGCCGGUACGUUUACAACUGGGGAAGGAGCUUGCGAUCAUGAUGCCGGUGGUCCAGCAGUGUUAGCCGGGAAACUAGUGGGCAUCAUAUCCUUUGGGCCAGCUGUCUGCGGGUAUCCUAACGCUCCUACGGUAUUCACUCUAGUCGGUGCAUAUGCUGAUUGGAUUGAAACGAUCAAUGAAACGAUGCCUGACUACUACCGCGGCAAGAAACGCACGACAACAGUGGAUCCCUUCCAGUAUUUCCCGGAGCUGAAGAUCAAGAAGAAGAGGCAGACUUAUUUACCUGUUACGGAAACUGAAUCGCUUGAGGUGGACACGACGACUUCCACUACCACCACAGAAAUAAGAACAGAUCCUACAAUAGUUACAACUACAUUACCGACGUUGAGGCAAAAGAAGAGGUUGAAAAUGGCGGACGAUUCUGACGUGGAUGGAUUUAGUAUUGAUUUGAAAUAAAAAUAAGUAAC